GAUGCCACUGUUGCUCCGCUGUCCCGACCACCACGUUCUUUUCCUCCUCCUGGCCCUGCUGCUGCCCUCGCUGGCCCCGGCCUGCGCCCCUGCAGCCCCAGGCCCCGCCGCCGCUCUGCUCCAGGCCCUCGGGCUGCGUGACGCGCCUCAGGGUGCCCCCAAGCCCCGCCCCGUACCCCCCGUCAUGUGGCGCCUGUUCCGCCGCCAGGACCCCCAGGAGGCCAGGGUCAGCCCACGACGGACGUCCCCGGGGGCCACCCUACGACCUUGCCAAAUGGAAGAGCUGGGGGUUGCUGGGAACAUCGUGCGCCACAUCCCGGAUCGAGGUACGCGCAGCCGGAUCCCGGAGCCCGCGGCCGCAGGGCAGUGUUCGAGGUGGACCGUCGUCUUUGACCUGUCGGCUGUGGAACCCGCAGAGCACCCGAGCAGAGCCCGCCUGGAGCUGCGCUUCGCGGCAGAAGAAGCGACGAUGGGGACGGAGGGUGGCUGGGAGCUGAGCGUGGCGUGGGCGGCCGAGGGCACGAAUGUGGGUCCGGUGCUGCUCCGCCAGGCGGUGGUCUCGCUGGGGAUGCCAGUGCGCGCGGAGCUGCUGGGCGUCGCCUGGUCCCACAACACCUCAGUGCCACGCAGCCUCCAUCUGGUGCUGGCGCUGCACCACCGGGCCACCAGUGCCUGCGUGCGCCUGGCCGAGGCCUCCCUCUUGCUGGUGACCCUUGACCCGCGCCUGUGCCACCCCGUAGCCCGGUCGCGGCGUGAUGCCGAUCCCGUGAUGGGUGGUGGACCCGGGGGCUCGUGUCGUGCGCGGCGACUCUACGUGAGCUUCCGCGAGGUGGGCUGGCACCACUGGGUCAUUGCGCCGCGCGGUUUCCUGGCCAACUACUGCCAGGGACAGUGCUCGCUGUCCGCCACGCUGCCUGGGCCCAGUGGGCCACCCGCGCUCAAUCACGCGGUGCUGCGCGCGCUCAUGUACUCGGCUGCCCCCGGCGCCGCCGGCCUGCCCUGCUGUGUGCCCGCGCGCCUGUCACCCAUCUCCGUGCUCUUCUUUGACAACAGCGACAACGUGGUCCUGCGGCACUAUGAGGACAUGGUGGUGGAUGAGUGCGGCUGCCGCUGACGAACAGGCGUGAGCGGGAACACAAUAAACAC
Molecule: messenger RNA, 1146 nt
Organism: Phyllostomus hastatus (greater spear-nosed bat)
Lineage: Eukaryota; Metazoa; Chordata; Mammalia; Chiroptera; Phyllostomidae
Gene: GDF1
Product: growth differentiation factor 1
Exons: 2
Coding region: 2-1114 (370 amino acids)
Biological process (GO): BMP signaling pathway; SMAD protein signal transduction
Cellular component (GO): extracellular region
Molecular function (GO): growth factor activity; cytokine activity
Source: RefSeq, a predicted model, not a curated record